Messenger RNA from Dicentrarchus labrax (European seabass), 4539 nucleotides. It is a transcript of the gene stpg1, whose product is annotated as sperm-tail PG-rich repeat containing 1. The record is from RefSeq and is a predicted model, not a curated record. The transcript is spliced from 8 exons. Gene Ontology annotation, biological process: epigenetic programing of male pronucleus. The coding region runs from base 130 to 1113 and encodes 327 amino acids. Gene Ontology annotation, cellular component: female pronucleus; germinal vesicle; male pronucleus. Gene Ontology annotation, molecular function: histone binding; chromatin binding. Lineage: Eukaryota; Metazoa; Chordata; Actinopteri; Moronidae.
AAUAAAAGAAAAAAAAACAAUCAAACCACCCUCUGUUUUCACGUCGCCAUGGCAACAUGAUCUGUGAGGACACUUUUCUAAGGCUUCAGAUUUAACUUGAGCAGUGAGUUUCUACGUGAUAUCUGAACCAUGGGGAACUUGUACCGAGGAUCUAAUAAAACAGAUAAGAUUCUGGGUUGUACGGUUCCAUCUUCAAUACCAACGAAAUACCAAACAGUGGUGAUAACAAAUCAAGAAAAGAAGGGGUUUUCAUCUCAAGCUAAGAGAUUCCCCUCACAAGUCCAUCAGAACCAAAAUCCAGGACCAGGCAGCUAUGACUGUUCCUCCAGCGCUGAAGUCAAACAUCCUUCCUUCUCACAGAAAGGCACCACGGGCUUUGUUGCAUCCAAGGCUGCCAGGGUUUCCGAUAACCCGCUGAGAGGCGUCCCAGGACCAAACGCGUACAACCUGCCGAGCUCCCUGAUAGACAGGUACGACUUCAACGUCGGAGCCUCCAGGGUGUUCAGGUUGCCCGUGGCUGUGCAGCCGGACGGUCCGAAGCACAACACUCCAGCGCCGAAUCAAUAUGAUGUCAGCUGUGGAAGCAGAGAGAGAUUCUCCCCAGUGGUUGGUACAUCAACCUUCCUGUCAAAAACUGGACGUGACACUUUUUACCGGCACAGAAACGCGCCAUCGCCAUGCCACUAUGAAGUGAAUGACAACACAAUCCAGCACGGCUCCAAGGCAGUCCUGUCCCCCUUCAAAUCAAAAACUCAGAGAAUCCCUGACCCAGUGGACAACCGUGUGCCAGGACCAGGAGCCUACAAUCCCCAUCAGACCCCUGCACCGGUGAAGAGGACCAUCCUGCCGAGGGGACAUUAUUUGGCAAUAUCUGCGCCACCUCUGAUUGUUCCUAAGGACCCUCCCUUGCCGGGCCCCGGGCAGUACGACAUAGGGAAUUAUAACGGCCCGUCCAAGCGUCCCAUGCCCACUUCUGCGUUUGCAUCCAGAACCGAAAGAGUACCUCCAAAGUCACGAGCCGAUAUGAGGCCAGGUCCAGGUUUCUACAAUCCACUAAUUUUGCCAAAGCAGUCCUUCUUUUACAAUGACUCCAGAGUCUGGAUUCCUGUUUGAAGCUUUCAAGGAAAACUGCACUGCAGAUAUGUACAUUUUUAACACACCUGACCUGUGUUUAUCUCUAUCAAAAUGCCUCUACGCAAUGUCUUUGUCUUGAAAUGUGCAGUGGCCCAUGUAUCUGACAUUUCUUAAAUCAGCAUUUGUUCACAAAAAAAGAUAAAAAAUUAAAUGUUUUGCAAUCAUUUAGUCUCUAUUUCUAUGAUUAAGUAUAGGUCAGUGAGAUCUAAGAGUGUUGAGAUAUUUUAGAAGAUGAAUCAUCCAUAAUGGUGAUGUAAGGGAAUGCCAAAAACUCCUGAAAAGCCAUAUGUUUCAUCCUCACCCUAGUUUCCUGAUGCUCUAAGCUGUAGAUGAUAAAGCAGUAAAUGUUGCCGCAGCCCUCAACAGCUGCCGGUCCACUCAGUGGUAACGCCACAGUAACAGCUGAGAGCUUGAGAUGACACCACUGUGCCAACUGCUAGAGGGCAGACAGAGGGGUGGAGUGUGGCUCUGUAUGUGAGCAAUGUGACUGACUGGGCAUGAGGCAGGGAUGGUCAAAUGGACUCAUCAGUCACUCCCUUUAUCAGAUGUUAUAUAUUGUUGCAACUGUGGCUACAACACUUUUCUUUCUGUUUUAAAGCAACAGUUUGAAACAGAGUAGAGUAGUGAAAGGUUUCGCUCGUAUUGACACACCUAGAGAGAAUUAUCACCUGAAUCUGCGGCUCCCCUCGGCUUUUACUGAGUUUUAUAGUGAGUUUCAGCUCAUUGUUUAUAUGUCCGGACCAAAACUUUACUAAAAAACACACUGUACACUAGCUGCUCAGCACCAAACAGCAGACAGACUGGUGAAUAUUGUGGAGUAUUUAACUGCUGGAGAACCAGAUAUUUCCCUCAGGAGUGGGUGAAGACCAAAAACAGAGCUAAAAGAGAGUGAACACAUUCAUCAGGUGGCCAGAAACAAGUGAAUGAUUAUGUUGCUCUGUAACUUCUGGAUGUGAAAUGAGCAACUGUUUGAUAACAAGUUCAUAUGAAUGUUGUGAUCACAAAUUAUUUCUGCCACAAAGUGUCCAAAACAUAUCGGUAACGGCAUGUUUAAAGUUCAUGAAAUCAAAGUUUGGUACUGUUUAUGGUCAGCAUCUUAUCAGCAAUGCAUGUCUCUAUAAAGUGGUUUUCAUUGUUAGUGGCAGGGUCCGCCAUUGCCCAGUGGGAUUCAGAUUGCCUUCAUACAAGUGAAGGAUUCACCGGGGAGCUGUUGUAGUGUGAAAUCCAGCAUUACUGUACUGUAAUUGUAUCUCAUUGAUAUCAGCCUCACUGUUUAUUGUUCACUCUCCUGACAAAGUAUCAAAGCUGUAUGAAGUUUCUGCCAAUGCAAACUGAAGUCUGCAGCCAGCAGCCAGUUAGCUUAGCUAAGCUUAGUGUAAAGAAACAAGGGGAAACAGUUUCACUUGGCUGUUCCAUCAGUAACAAAAGCCUCUGACCAGAACCUCUACAACUCACUAAUUAACACGUUAUAGCUUGUUUGUUAAAUUAAAAAGCUGUUUCAUGGCGCAGACAUGGCAGUUUCCUGCUGGUUGCCUGGCAACUGCCUGCUUGCUGUAGCUUCGUAUUUACCAUUGCAGAUAUUAAAGUGUUGUUGUCAUCGAAAUUAUCCGCCUGUUUCCCUUUAAAUGUUAAACUUUUUGCUUUAAGACGAGUUUUCUCUCUGACGUGGUGUUUUGUGUUCACCAGAUGCAGCCGUUAAACAUGGAAAUGUCACGGAGAGACAAUAAAACAACGCCGUGUCAAAGAGUUAUUAUUUAUACCUCCUGCUUAUUUCCAUCUGCAAAGACCAAGGAUGCGAUCCAGCUUUGAACCGCAGCGUCAUCUGCUCGCAAAGGAAAUCAGAUGGAGAUUUUUUGCCUCGGCUCUGCUCUCGAUAACCACACCAACUGCAGACAUGCUUGACUCCCACUGUAGCAGCUGUGGUUAUAUUCAGACUCUGACUUCAGCAGUGUGCUCUCCAAAUAUGUGUACUCGCCCUGUAAUACCAAACCAUUGUGUACUUUUUUUUUUUUUUACAAUGAAAGGAGCAUUUUAUAACAGGCAGGAAUGGGCUCUCCCCUCUGGUCAAACACGCAGGGAGGAUCCAGACGAGUGUUUUAAGUGCAACUGCAGGCUUUUUUGUUGGGAAUCUUUUUGUAGUGCUUUUGUGGUAGUGUGUGUAGGCAGGGCAAUUAACGACAUGCCUCUAUGGGUUUAUGGGAGGCUCUCUGAACCUCCCCAUGUCUCAGUCAGGUGCAGGCGAGUAUGGACAUGCACUCCCUCAAAGGAAGUCUCAUUGAGAAAUGUCUUUGCUGUAGGAAAAGGUUCAACGACACACGCAGACUGAAUCAGUUGCUCAUCAAUCUUUCGCUGAUGAAAAAUCGUGCUUUUAAGUGCUCUUACCGGGUGUAUUAAGUUAUAUUUGACUCUUAACGAUACCAAUAAUAGCCUGAGGGAAUCCAAUGAAACUAAUUUAUCUUGCCAAAGUGAUUCUGCCUGUGUGUGAAGAGCUUACAAUGUCAACUUGAGCUUAUGUCUGUUGCUUGGCAGUACAUUAGUGGACUGCAGGCACAAUUUGUUCUGCUGUAAUUUCACGAGUCUUGAGGCCCAACAUGUUUAAAGACACACAGUGUAUUUAUGGAGUCCUUGAGAAGCAGAACAUGAAGAUGAGAUAAAGUAUUUGAGGAUUUUUCUCUCCUGUUUGUCCAUUAUAUUUCGUUUUUUAGCCCUGCUAGCGGCAUGGACUGAAAUAACAACUAACAGAUGGAUUGUAAUAAACAUUUGUAGAGAUGUUGAAGGUCUUCAGAGCACGAAGCCUUCUGAAUUUAGUGAUCCUUUGAUUAUUCCUCUAGCGCCACCAUUAGGUUGACAUUUUUGCCCUUGUUGAGAAAGUCAUUAGAUUUUGUCCACACAUUCACGUCAACCCUCCGGUUGAAUUGUCAUAACUUUGGUAAUCCCUUAAUUAUCCCCUCCAGACGUAUUACAACAUUUACAAAUAGUCUGCUUGGAACAAUAAUGUGUGAAAAGGCAUCUACUUCUUCUACCUCAUUCAAAAUGACAGAAUCCAUGAACAUGCUUUCCUAAAGUUUUCCUGCCGCACACAAAAUGUCUCCUACUUCACUGUAAAGUCCAUUGUUGUUGCAUAUUUGACCAGGAUCCAAACUAUUUGUCAUUCCACUUAAAAGUCUGAUUUCCAGUGAGCACAGAGAAACUUUCCACUUUCAGCAGAUGAAUGUUAAAAAACAUCCUUCCAGUGUCAAACUCUGCACAUACAUCAUCCUGCACAGUGGAGCUCAAACAUCCAGCUGUAGGAACAAUAAGAAAAACAUAUUGUUAACUGGAGGGGAAAUUUAAUGUUUUCAAUCCAUCAUGAAUUUCAUUUUGUCCAAUACUUUGGUUUAUGAUAAAAUACCUGCUAACAAAUCA